Messenger RNA from Stegastes partitus (bicolor damselfish), 1100 nucleotides. It is a transcript of the gene cd79b, whose product is annotated as CD79b molecule, immunoglobulin-associated beta. The transcript has 5 exons. Gene Ontology annotation, cellular component: B cell receptor complex; external side of plasma membrane. Lineage: Eukaryota; Metazoa; Chordata; Actinopteri; Pomacentridae. Bases 116 to 736 code for a protein of 206 amino acids. Gene Ontology annotation, biological process: B cell differentiation; B cell receptor signaling pathway. The record is from RefSeq and is a predicted model, not a curated record.
GCCUGCACACCCACUGGUGCACACACUUCUUCAACUUGUUCACAACAUCUUUGAGGAGAGACUUGGACACACUUGCAGUUCCAGCAUUAGAAACGUUAUUCUUUUGCAUGUCACCAUGCGCUGGAUGCUGGCUGGAUUCUGUGGGCUCGCUUUGAUCAGUCUGUCAGUGGCCCUGAAGAUCCGCCAGAAACCCCGCUUCUAUGGCGUGAAAACCAACCGUGAUGUGUAUAUUUACUGUUCGGUGGCAAAGCAAAACCAGAAACACGAAGUGGACUGGUACAAAGCCGAUGAGUACGACGUGCCUCAUGCAAAAAGGAUAAAGGUAGAGAAGCAAGAAAGGAUUGCGUUCGAGGACAAGGGUAUGAUCCGAAACGCCUAUCUCAUCCUCGCCAAACUACAAACAGACGACAGUGGAGUGUACUUCUGCAGGGUGAAAGAUACCUGGGGACCUGGGACUGAACUACGAGCUGUCAGACCCAUCAAACGUUCCCAGGCUCUAUACAGGAGCCAGAUGAAGGACAGUCUCAUGGUGGUCCAGGGCCUGCUGUUGGCUGCGUGCAUCGCUGCUCUGCUGCUGCGCAGACGAACGCUGCUGGAGCAGAAGGACAGCAUAUAUGAGGAGCCUGAAACUGACCACAUCUAUGAGGGCUUGGCGAUUGAAACGUGUGGCGGAGGUCUGUAUGAGGAACUGGCUGUGUACAGUCAGGCUGACGGAGCUGAGGCCCCAUGGGAGUGAGACCGACACAACUGGGCUGUGUGCCACCCUCUACGUUCUGAAUCAUAGGUUGUAAAGUAAAAAUAAUAGAGUUUAAUUAGUCCACGCAAGGGUGGAGAUUUGUCAUUUUCUUCUCAGUUUGUUUGAACCUCAAGAAGUUUCUGUGUGUUUUUUUUUGCUCUUGCUUCACUGUAGGCUCAUGUUUCACUGCAAUAUAAAGUCUUGUACGGGUGUCGGUCACAGAUUUUACCUGGAAGAAAACAAAAAACCUACAAUUAUAUGUUUAAUUGGUUUCCAUUGUUGGCCCCUAUCUGUUUUGUGUAAACACAACCUGAGUCACAAACGGUGUCACGGUUGUGCCAAAGAACCCAGAAUCUUUAUUGGU